This is a messenger RNA of Eleginops maclovinus (Patagonian blennie), 4931 nucleotides long. It is a transcript of the gene loxl4, whose product is annotated as lysyl oxidase-like 4. Bases 97 to 2523 code for a protein of 808 amino acids. The transcript has 15 exons. The record is from RefSeq and is a predicted model, not a curated record. Gene Ontology annotation, molecular function: protein-lysine 6-oxidase activity; copper ion binding. Gene Ontology annotation, cellular component: membrane. Lineage: Eukaryota; Metazoa; Chordata; Actinopteri; Perciformes; Eleginopidae. Gene Ontology annotation, biological process: collagen fibril organization; peptidyl-lysine oxidation.
GUGGACUCACUCCUUCACUCAGUCACUCUCCCCUAGCCAGUGACGUCCACCACUGCUAGCAUUUGCUUCCUGCCAGACCCCCUCCUCUCGGUCACGAUGAUCCGCACCCUCUGCUUGAGCUUCUUCCUCCUCCUGCUGCUGUCCCUCUCCUCUCCCGCACACGGUGAACCUAGGCGGAGCACAUCCAAUCAGCGCAGGGCGCCUCGCGCGCCCGCCGCCAAGGUGCGUUUGGCAGGCAACUUUGCGCGAGAACCUCACGAAGGGCGCGUGGAGGUGCUGCACAACAACACCUGGGGGACUGUCUGCGAUGAUGAAGUGGACAUCAAGUUGGCCAACGUGGUGUGCCGAGAGCUGGGUUUCCAGAGCGGUGUGACGUGGGCUCACAGCGCUCAGUAUGGAGAAGGAACCGGCCCAAUAUGGAUGGAUAACGUACGCUGCGACGGCUCAGAGAAGUCCUUAAAGGACUGCAAACACAACGGCUGGGGCGUGAAUGACUGUAAACACACGGAAGACUUGGGGGUGGUGUGCAACACUGAACGCAGGCCGGAUCAGACAGCCAGUCGAGGCCACACCACGUACGCCAGGCCCAAUGGAAGCCCUGCACCUCAGUGGCAGGGCAUCGUGGCCACCCGCAGGCAUCCAGGAUAUGGCUAUUAUGGAAACGGACAUCAACAAGAGAUCCCCAGGUUCCAAAGACACCACCCGGGUCCAAGUAAGGUGCGAAUCGAGGAGGUCCGUCUUCGUCCCAUCCUCAUGGCUACAAAGAGAAAGAGCCUGAUCACAGAAGGUGCGGUGGAAGUGAAGCAUGCUGGGAGAUGGAGGCAGGUUUGCGACCUUGGUUGGAGUCUCAACAGCAGCCGAGUUGUGUGUGGGAUGCUUGGCUUUCCAGAGGCUACUCAGCACAAUGUCAAAACAUACAAGAAAAUAUGGGAUACCAAGGUGGCAGAUCCUUCUACAAGAUUGAGCAUGAUGUCAAAGAAGAAGGGAUUCUGGAUAGAGAAAGUUCACUGCCAGGGGAUUGAGAACUCCCUGUCAGAGUGCCUCGCUCAGUUGUCAAUCCCCCGGAGUCCCAGUCCUUGUAAGAACGGGAGGCAUGCAGUUGUCAAGUGUGUGCCAGGUCCUCAGUUUGCUCGCAUCUCCUCUGGAAGACCCCAGGCCCCCUAUCCAGUUGUGCCUGUGCGUCUGAAGGCUGGCCCCAGACUGGGUGAGGGUCGUGUGGAGGUGCUAAGAGAUGGAAAAUGGGGGACGAUCGUGGACCACAUGUGGGACAGACCUGCAGCCAGUGUGGUGUGCAGAGAACUGGGCUUUGGCACUGCCAAGGAUGCCCUGAAUGGAGCCUUUAUGGGUCAAGGUACCGGACCUAUCCACAUAAACAGUGUACAGUGUAUGGGGAGUGAGCGCUCCAUCCUAGACUGCUACUUCCAGGAGGUUCAACCAUGGACGUUCAAACACAGCCAAGAUGCCUCAGUACGCUGUAAUGUCCCUAAGACCGGGAUGGAGAACACGGUGCGACUUAUUGGUGGCAGAGUCCCGUCAGAAGGCCGCGUUGAAGUGCUGAUGGAGAUUGGGGGUCGUAAGCGUUGGGGCUCUGUCUGUAGUGAGAACUGGGGCAUCAAUGAAGCCAUGGUGACAUGCAGACAGCUCGGCCUGGGUUUCGCUGCCAGUGCUCAUCAGGAGACCUGGUACUGGCCCGGUGACUCGAAUGCCGCUGCCACUGAUGUGAUUCUCAGUGGAACUCACUGUGUUGGCACGGAGCUUUCAAUUCAACAGUGUCGCCGCAACACCCAUCUCCACUGUCCUCGAGGAGGUGGGACUAAGGCCGCUGGGGUCAGCUGUUCAGACACGGCGCCUGACCUUGUUCUGGAUGCACAGCUGGUCCAGGAGACAGCCUACCUGGAAGACCGACCCCUCCACCUGCUGACCUGUGCCAAUGAGGAGAACUGUCUGUCCUCGUCCGCAGCCAGGAUGAACUGGCCCUAUGGCCACCGUCGCUUGCUGCGCUUCUCCUCCCGCAUCAUGAACCUGGGUCGGUCCGAUUUCAGACCCAAAGCAACAAGAGAGAGCUGGACAUGGCACCAGUGUCACAGGCACUACCACAGUAUCGAGGUGUUCACGCAUUACGACCUGCUGACUCUGAAUGGCACGAGGAUCGCAGAGGGACAUAAGGCCAGUUUCUGUCUGGAGGACACGUAUUGCCCUGAUGGACAACAGAAGCGCUUCUCCUGCUACAACAUGGGUGAUCAGGGUAUCUCAGUGGGCUGUUGGGAUACAUAUCGCCACGACAUCGACUGUCAGUGGAUUGACGUGACAGAUGUACGACCGGGAGACUACAUCUUCCAGGUGGAAGUCAACCCUGCAAUGGACAUGGCUGAGUCUGACUUCAUGAACAACGUCAUGAGAUGUCGGUGCAAAUACGAUGGCCAGAGAGUGUACAUGUAUGGAUGUCAUGCAGGCGAUGCAUACAGCGCAGAGAUUGAGGACCUGUUUGAGCACCAGAGGCAAAUCACCAACAACUUUGUUUAGCCUGUCCUAGGGGGCCGGAGUCUACUCAGGGUGGGAAGAGGUCGAUGGCCCAAAGCCCUUGAGACCUCAGGACCCACAAAAAACAGACAACACACACAAUGGGGGCUGUUCACCUACUUGGCAGAUGUGGAGGAAAAUAAUUAUAACACAUCAUAUCACAGCAGCAACCAUUGCAGAGACUCCAUUGUCAACCAGUGUGGGACAGGUGCCAAACAGCUCGACAUGUUUUUUUACUCUAUUUUGGUAAGAAGAUACUGGAUAAUGAUUCUAAAUAUACAGAAUAGUGUGAAUGUGGAUGGCUUGGAACUUUAGUAAGUCAUUCAAAGCGUUUGAUGUGAAAAACUAAAACUAUUCAAAGACAAUUUGGAAGACAGUGCUAUUGGUAAAACUCAUUUACAAUGUAGAAAAAAGAAAAAAAGUAGUAUUGAAUUUUGUAACACUCACUCUUUUACAUUACUUCAAUAUUGGUGCUCUAAACAUUACUGUAUGUCUUUACAUGAACCUCACUUCCUUUCAACUUAAAAUUAAUCUUGGCUAGUUAUCUUUUACAGUUCAUUAGGUAUUUUACAAUUGCUUUGGCUUUAACAAGAUCAUUGUUUUAUAAAAGUGUAGUAGUGCUACAACGUUUGACUUCCUGUCUAAAAUAGGUAAGAGGUUGUCAAAUGAUUUUAUGGAACAAAGCACUUUAUCUUUUCAACAUCAGUAUUCUAGUUUUGCCCUCAUGCUGUUGCCACCAAAACGACUUUAUCGUGUUAUACAUUUCAAAACGUGAAAUAUUAUGUUUGUUUUUAGUUUUCAUAUACAAUGUAGUAUUUAUGCCGAAACUUUAUUUAUUCACGGAUUCACACAUACACAGCAUGCUCAGUAAAGAGAUUUUUAGUUUACGCAUAAUUAACAGAACUGAUUUUUGUACUUGUGUAAUUAACCAUAGACACCAUGUUAUUAUAUUGUCCCAUGAUGCAGAUUUAAAAAAUGUUUUAUUUUAGUUAAACAACUGUAACUGUACAGUUUCUUCUCUCCCAUCCUUUCCGCUGGGAGGGAAACUGGCCUGACACAACCACAGUAUUGUGGCAGGCAGGCAGGCAGGCUGGGUUUUGAGAGCAUAUAAAAAACCUUCUAAUUACAUCUGUUUAGGUUAGACAUAAGGUUACGGUUAAGGUUAGGGAUAUAGCAUGUGCUUUAUCAAGAAACACGGUGGAAUAGUUUCUUAUGCAAUCACAGAAAGAGCGAGAAUCUUUACACAAAGAGAGAUUUACUGAGGGACACAGUGAUUGUAAGACAGACUGAGAAAGUAAGACAGAAAGAGAGAAAGGGAUGAAGUUUGGAGAAAGACUUAUGCAGAAAGACACUUUUUACUAGCAGAGCUGCCUUUUUGUAGGCAGCCAUACGAAGACCACAAUCUGGCAUAUUCAGCUCCCCAACGAGAACAACAUGUUUGUCUGGGAGAAAAAAGAAACACUUCAACACAGUAAACAGUGGGCUUAUUUUGUACUAAAGCUGGGCCUUCUGAAAUAUACUGCAUAUACUACAUUUCUACAUUACUACAUUCAGCAAACUAUGAUGCUACUUUUUUACAACAUGGAACUUUUGUUAAUCAUGUUGUUUUACCCCAUUACUGUGUUUGAUGUGUAUGGCUUUUAGUCUUAGUGGUUAAAUCUGGUAAGAUGGUUUUCUAAUGGCCAGUUUCCAGGGCUCGUAGUGGAAAGGAUAAGUCACUCAUAAAAACAAAUGCAGACUUAAUUAAUUUCCUAAGUACCGUGUUUUCCCCUCACUGGGCCUUUAUUAUUUGGACUUCAUGGAAGGCUUGGAGAGAAAGCUUUUUGGAUAACCUUUAACAAGGUCUUCCAUACAACAAAACUGUUUGAAAUGCUAAAGAAAGCAUAUGGACGUAAAAGUCUGUGUGUUUGCUGAUGUGCUCUUUUGUUAUGUCGUGCUUGUGUACAUUUUAUAUUGACUUAUUAUGGUCUGUUCUGUGUUAUUUAAAAUUAUAUGCCAUUCCAUAUUUUAAGUUGGUUCAUAUUCACCACUCUCAUCAUAUUACUGUAUUGUACCCAUGCUAUAUGCAUAGCACUGGGACAUGUUUUCCAUGGCCAGUAAUGCUUAUAUGUCUUUAAAGCUGAGAGUGUGAGCUACGGGGUGCUUACCUACGAUCAUAUUCAUGGAAAGCUGUACUCUCAGGGACUUAAACCUCAUCUAAAGAGAACAAAUAACAUUUCAUGUGAUGUGAUUCAGGUUGCUUUAGCUGUGAUGCAUGGACUCAUACAGAAAGUAAUGUGUGCUUGCAUGUUUGUGGAGGAUAACUUUUUGAUAGACACUGGCUGAGUCAGGAGCAAAUUUCAGUUAAAGCCCAAAUCACAAUUUAUCCAUUCAUCAUUACUGUGAAUCAAUAAAACUUCAUGACAUACUAA